AUGUUUGUGAAAGCGAUAACACCAACUCAAACGUCGAGCACCAACUCAAUCGAACACCAACUCAAUCGAACACCAACUCAAUCGAACACUCAACUGAACUCAAUCGAACACCAACUCAAACGUCGAGCACCAACUCAAUCGAACACCAACUCAAUCGAGCACCAACUCAAUCGAACACCAACUCAAUCGAACACCAACUCAAUCGUACACCAACUCAAUCGAACACCCAACUCAAUCGAACACCAACUCAAUCGAACACCCAACUCAAUCGAACACCAACUCAAUCGAACACCAACUCAAUCGAACACCCAACUCAAUCGAACACCAACUCAAUCGAACCCCAACUCAAUCGAACACCAACUCAAUCGAGCACCAACUCAAUCGAACACCCAACUCAAUCGAACACCAACUCAAUCGAACACCAACUCAAUCGAACACCAACUCAGUCGAACACCAACUCAAUCGAACACUCAACUGAACUCAAUCGAACACCAACUCAAUCGAACACCAACUCAAUCGAACACCAACUCAAUCGAACCCCAACUCAAUCGAACACCAACUCAAUCGAACACCCAACUCAAUCGAACACCAACUCAAUCGAACACCAACUCAAUCGAACACCCAACUCAAUCGAACACCCAACUCAGUCGAGCACCAACUCAAUCGAACACCCAACUCAAUCGAACACCAACUCAAUCGAACACCAACUCAUCAAUCGAACACCAACUUAAUCGAACACCCAACUCAAUCGAACACCAACUCAAUCGAACACCAACUCAUCAAUCGAACACCAACUUAAUCGAACACCCAACUCAAUCGAACACCAACUCAAUCGAACAGAUCAAGUAA
Messenger RNA from Ylistrum balloti, 849 nucleotides. RefSeq lists its product as uncharacterized. The record is from RefSeq and is a predicted model, not a curated record. NCBI's taxonomy places the organism in Eukaryota, Metazoa, Mollusca, Bivalvia, Pectinida, Pectinidae. The coding region runs from base 1 to 849 and encodes 282 amino acids. The transcript has 2 exons.